UGUCAGGCUGUGUUCACACUGCAGCUUGAAGUGACCAAAUUCCACAAUUUUUUGCCUUAAUCCGACUUGUAUCGAAUGUUUUUCACAACAGUCAUGGCAGACCAAUGAACAGCAUUGGUCAGAUUUUUUUCAAAUGUUACCCAGGCCCCUUGGAUAUCCGACAAGUAUUUGAUUUAAAUGCGACUUGCGUCCAGGUUGCAUUCAUCAGACCUGAACAUCAUUGAUAGUCAACAAAUGUCCCUAUUCUGUACACUGAUACACGCAAGUGGGAAGAAAAACAACCAUGGCGGACUAUAGAUUAAGUUGUUAAUAUGCUGGCUUCGGACGGACAACAACUUCAAAAUUGUAAUAUAUGCUCCACCGUUAGCAUCCACGUUUACUUCUGCAAACACUAAGCACUUCUUCUUUUUUAUGGCAGUUGGCAUUUUCUAUAUGACGUUAUUGUGCCCACUACUGUGCAUGCAGGGCACUUUCAGGUCAUUUGCACUUUACACUGAGGAACACAUACACGUCACAUAUAUUUGGAAGUGUGAACAGCCAUAGCAAAAAAAUCGGAAUUGGGUCACUUUGAGCUGCAGUGUGAAUAGAGUCAGAAUUCAAAUUUUAAUUGAAUAAAAACAAGCUUUUCUAAAAUUUUACUUAAAAAUGCAUUGAAAUGUUGCUGUGGUCAGCCCUAUUGAAACGGUGGGUUAGGGUUUUGUCACUACAAUACAACAGCGGCUGAAGAUUACUCAAGUGUGAAUAAAACCACAAAGAUUACAUCAGGAUGGCCUCUGAAUUGAAAAUUCCCGGAGCAGCGAUGGACAGGGUGAGCCUACUGUGGCGUCUGAGGCGUCGCGCUCGCCGUGGAGCCAUCUGCAUGACCUUUUUCUGCAUCUCCAUGGCUCUUUUUUAUGCCCUGUGUGCUGAAAACAGUGUGCCUGUCACAGACGCCAUCUUUGGUGUGAGGGCACAUACCAGGGCUCAGCCUCGUACACACUCAGUCGUCAAGGUGCUGCGAGGCGGAGCAAAAUCAAUCUACGCAGACCCUCAGAAACACCCGGGUAUAAUUGCAGGUGACCCUCACCGCCCAAUCCCUGUCUUGUCUUCACCCAACCACACCAACGAGGACUGGGAGUCUCCACCAAAACGAGCAGCAAAAAUGAAAGAGUCCUCAGGUUUUUUUUCUCACCUGCUGCCAGGACCUUUCACACGGGCACUGGAGACUCUAUUUGUUGGCCGCCGUAAAGGAGAGCUGAGCGGCAAAUCGGGCGACUCUGAAUUCUUUGGGUCUAAAGGGAUUUUAGGAGAUGUGUGGAAUGAUGAGAUGUCCAGCAGCAUGCUGGGAAACAGGCUGAAGAGGGUUGUGCAGAACUAUCAGGCGAUGAAUAAAUACGGUGUACAGGUGUCUGGACCUGGUGGCACCUCCAACCGGCCCAAACUGAGCGGCAGGGAGCUGCUCUGCCAGCUCAAGGAGAAGGUAGAGGUCACCACUUUGACUUCUGAUCAUCAGCCUUUCUCUGGGUUGGCCUGGGCUCCCCUGCUGCUACCCCCACAGCAGCUGACCUCUGACCUUGGGCCAUACAAAAGCUGUGCAGUGGUGUCGUCUGCAGGGUCGCUCCGCAACUCCGGACUAGGCAAGGAGAUUGACACUCAUGACGCGGUGCUCCGGUUUAACGCCGCUCCCACCAGCGGCUUUGAGAAAGAUGUUGGCUCCAAAACAACCGUGCGUCUCAUUAAUUCACAGGUGAUGGCGUCUGAUGACCAUCGCUUCCUGUCCAGUUCUCUGUACAGCUCAGGUGUUCUGGUGGCCUGGGACCCCGCCCCCUUUUCCUCCAACCUCAGUCAGUGGUACAACCACACAGAUUAUCCCAUCUUCAAUCAGUAUCAGAGAUAUAGGAGGCUUCACCCACAGCAGCCCUUCUACAUCCUGCAUCCUCGCUUUGAGUGGCAGCUGUGGCAGCGGAUCCAGGACAACAUGGCUGAACCCAUACAGAAGAACCCGCCCUCCUCUGGUCUGCUUGGCACCAUCCUGAUGAUGUCACUGUGUGAGGUGGUGCACGUCUACGAGUUUCUGCCGUCUCGCCGGAAGACGGCACUCUGCCACUACUAUCAGCGUUUCUAUGACGCCGCCUGCACAUUCGGGGCUUACCACCCGCUGCUGUACGAGAAGAACCUGGUCAAGCGCAUGAACCAGGGCUCCGAUCGGGACAUCUACAACCACGGGCGCGUCACGCUGCCUGGCUUCAGUGCCAUGAAUUGCACAGUGUAAGCGGUGCAGAAGCACUCAGUGAAAUGUGUAUAACGAGUGAGGAUGGACGCAUGUCAAACUCAUAUUUGCUGCUUCUCUUUUAAAGACUACCCUGUGUUAAUAUUAAAUGACGAUCACACAGAAACACUGGCAUGAAAUUACAAAAACUGGCACUUGUAUGUAGUAAGCUGUUCCAAACGAAGCAUUAUAUUUCAUCCAAAUCUAAACCUCUGCACAUUCCUUAAUGCUGUUUUACAAAAUUUGAGAAUCCUUUAUAGUACUUAGAAACUCCAUUUUUAUGGAGAACAUAAAACCUAACUCCAAAGCAAAGGGACAUGUAUAACAAAAAUCAAACUUGAUCCUGUAAGCUCCACUUGGUUUAGUUUCUACUUUUUAAAUGGAUACUAAAUUUGAUCCAAUUUUUGACUAACCUGGGUUAAAACAUUCUCAGAAAUUAGCAGGAUAGUCUUCACUUGACUAUUUGUCGUUUUAAGCCAGAUGUUUAUUUCCUGUAGUUACCUGACCCUCUUUUCUCUGAAGUUGCUUAUUUUCCACCAAACUUGAACCUAAAUGGAAACUAGAUCAAUUUAGGAUAAAAUUGAAUUAUGACUUGUCUCCUAAACAAAAUACUACAUGUAAAUAUAAACUUCCAGGUUCUGUUCAUAUCUUUAAAAUGACAUUAGUUUUAUCUGACCUGUCAGAUUGCUUCUGUUUCAGCUGCUUUUGUUUAAAAGGACUCAUUUUUGUUUUCUGGAUAAUUUGAGCACUUCUGAAGUUAAAAAAGGCAAAGUUCUUCACUGCCAACAUCUGACUGGGUGCCAUCACACGGCUCAGUUUACAGCUAAUUUUACACAUGUCUAUGUAACUUUCUUGAGCUUUCUUGCUCAUUUAUCUCUUGGGCAUUGUUGUUUGGGGAGUUUAGCUGCCCUUCUUGCCAAGGCUCUGGAAGCCCCACUGUCAAAGUGACAGAGUAAAGAUGUAGAAUGCGGCUGUUAACUGACUGUAAAUAAAAGUUUAUCUCUGAAGUUCUGACACUGAAAAAUUCUAUUGCCCUCAGAAUAGAGGUUAGUGUUGUUUUGAUUGAUUCAUUUUUUUCCAUGCAUGUUUGAGAAAUCCUUGAAUCUCCCUUGGCAACUAUUCAGCUGUGCAAAAUGCAGGGGUGGACUGAGGAAGAGGUUCCUCUUCGGAGCUGCAGUUUUUUAAAGCACCUGGUGGAACUGCAUAUCAGCUGAGCUCAUAAUACAAACUAAUUCUUAGUGCAAUGCCUGUAAAAAUGCUGUUAAAGGCUUGACAGAGGAGCAGGGCUCCUUCUUCCUGAAGGCAGCGUGUCUGAACAGGAGUUUGAAGAGACAGACAGAGGGCCAAUAUCAAGGCUUUUAAUACAAAGUCAAGUUCAUUUUAAAUCAUAUUUGAUGUAUACCACAUUGGUAUAAUGACUGAACUAAAGUCAACAAUUACUCAAAUGUGCUACAAAAUAAUCAUGUGGCUAGGAAACACUGUACUGCCCCUUUAAGAGCAUGUAGAAAAAUUGCCACAUGCCGUUUUGCAGAUACAUUCAGCAACAAAAAUCUGAAUAACCAAUGUAAAAUACAUAUUUUAGGGGAUGUGGUGAAUCAUUGUUUAAUUGGAAAACAUAAAAUAACUAAGUAUUAAAAAUACUUAAUUUUAAAAAAUUGGUAAACAAUUUAAACUAAUUUAACAAAAGCUAAGUUUGAGUCUUCUUGGAUUCUUAAUGUUUCUGGUCUUGAAGUUGUUUUCACACCUAAGUGAUGUUGGCAUGCAAAAAAAUUCAUUUGGAAAAUACCUGUGGACUCAGCAAGAGGCUUCUGUUCUUCUUCUGUCAAUGGUACAACCUGCAUUACACCCACUUUAUAUCGGACAAUUAGACAUUUCUGUUUUGCAUUAAAACAAAUGCUAAAAAAAACUCAUUUCUGACUUUCAACCAGCAUAAUGGACUUGGUGCAAAACUCAGAUGUGUGUGUGUGUGUGUUCCUGCCUAGCUUAGAGGACUAAUCCAGGGGGAAGUGCAGAGCAUAUAGAUCUCUGCUUUCUCCAGUAAAUGCACAGUGUUCACACUGCUCUCUCCAGUGCAACCAUCUAAUGAUUGGUAAAAGACCAAAUUUAAGUUAUACUAAAAUAGCAUCUUUAUCUGCAUCAUGGUAGCAUCCAGAACAUAUAGCAGCUACACCCAAAAAUUCCUUACUACGCAAAUCUCUUGUGGCGUCCAUCUCUUUGUUUCUUGGGAUUCAUUUGUUGUCUAAACAUGGAGUAUGAGAUUGUGAGACCGGUUAGGAAGGAAGACUUCAGCACCAUGCAUGUUUAUAUACAGUUAAAAUGUUCCAGUUUUACAGUCCUGUAACAAACUGCUUGCCGUUAUUCUUAUUAAGUAAUCUUGCAGCGUAUGGAGCUAGAACACCUGGAAGGAAAUGUCUGGUUCUUGGCUAUGCAAAGUUUCAAAGAGUGUUGUUUUAUAGAAAAUCCCCAAAUUUCAUUUAUACAUGAUUCACUUUCAGUAUGCACAAAGUGUAUUACAUUGAUGAUAUAAAAGAUUAAGUUAAAAGCCAAACAAUGGCUCUAAAUAACACAACAUUUUGUUUAAUGAUGAAUAGACUUUUGGAUCUGCAGAUGUUCAGGCUUCCUGCUUACUUUCUUUAAGCUUACUACAACCAUAGCAAGUUUAACUUUUCAUAAAAAUUGGAUUCGUAUUUUAUACAUUCUUCAAGAUAAUUUUAGCCAAUAAGCUCAACAAAUUGUGUUUUUAAGGUCACAGUUUCCUAAUUUGUAAGCUUAUCAGUCUGCCUAGAGAUGAAGCUGCAGUGAAGAUAAAUGUGUGUAAGUGUGAAAGUUUCCACUCCUGUCAUGAAAAGAACAGUGAAGUGUCACAUUUACAGCACAGGAACUAAGGCCUAAAAAUGUCUGAACCUUAACUUCAGACCAGUUUAAACUGGUCACAUUAUAUUCUUACCUUUCUGUCUCUGAGAUGCAUUCCUAAGCAUUUAGCAAAUCUGCUGUUUACACUUUUUUCUGCAUGUGUGAGCAUCCACAGCAUACCUCUGCUUUUGUUUGUAGAAAUCACAAUAACUGUUGCAGCUUUUCUCUGGGAACUAAAACUUCUGUUAGCCUGGAUAUUUUUUUACUGUGAAGAGCCACCCAGUUCUACUUUCACCUACUGUGUCUGCAUGUGGAACGUGUGAAACUUUUCUUGGAGGUUGUUUUUUUUACAAGAGAAAGAAAAAAGAAAACCUUUAUGUAACAGCAUGGCAGCUAAUGCAGCUCAUUGUUUUCUUGCUGCCAUGCAAACUGACAGUAAGAACCUGCGCGGAGCUCCUUAAACUUUAAACAGCAUGUCUACUUACCGGGACUGCAAAGUGAGGCUCAAACUCAAGGCAAGCACACAAUUGCUCUGAGAAAGAAGCCAUUUUCUUGUGCAACUACCAUUUUAUCCUAAAAAUACAUCUUUCCAUGUCUCUGGUACAGAUUAGUUUUAUGCUGAAAUACAAAAUGACUGAGUUUUUCACUGGAGUGCUGGAAACCUCCCCAGAAUUUUCAACAAUAUCUGACUGGUACAUUUUUUGAAGCAUCUCAUAGUGUGCACCAUUGAUGAUUCUUUUGCUGUUGUUUUUUGUUUUGUUUUUGUUUUUGUUUUUUGUAAAUUGUCUUCCUUUAAUAAAGAGUCCAUUAUUAUUGGACUAAGGCAAUUAAAAGUAGUAGUGGUAAAGAUCUGUUAAGUCUGGCUGAUAUUUCAUUUCUUUCCUGUAUAAUAUUAAGCAGAUUAACUUUGUGCUACUAAUUCACAGUAUCGUAGCAGACUACAUAGUUGGCCCUAACCUCCUUAUUUAGAACUUUUCAUGCUAUUGUGCAAACAUGAAGGGUGGACCCUCAUUGCUGAUGUGUCAUCUUUUAUAUUCAGACCCUGUACACACAGUAGGACCUAACAGGUUAGGUUAAGAAUCUGCUUUAAUUUCAUUUAAUGCUACAUCUGUUAAAAUGAAAAAAAAAAAAAGUUAAAUUAGACAGAAAUUCUAUUGAUCACAUUUGGAUUGUGGUUCCUUGUUUAUUUUACCUUCCUUGUGUUGAUUGAAUCCACAGUCUGGGUCUCUUCUAUUUAUUAAACUUAUACUGCAGCAUGUAUAAGUUUAAUAAAUGACGACUGAAAUGUUUGGUCUAUAAAUGGUUUCCCAAAUGCAAAAGAACAGCAUGCAAAUAGAGUGCAUACUGUUAACCUCAGAACAGUAUGCACUCUAUUUGCAUUUAUAAUUGGACCUGGGAAUUAUAACUGUCACCUCCAGUUACAAAUGAAAGAUCUGGGAGAUUUUGCUAAGUAUUAAACAAUAUAUUUUCUUGUGUUUUUCCCAUUUAACCUAUGUAGAAACAUGUUUACCUGCAGAUCAUCAAAGUGCAAAUGCUACUAUGUCAACUUGACUGGUGAUUAGUUUCCAACUGUCCAAGUUAGUAGUACGACUAUAGAGAGCACUCCAGUUGAUCGUUUUUCUGUAUUUUUAACUUGGAAUGUGGAAAAAAACUAUGAUUAAAGAAUGCACUGUUAAUGGUAGCAGAGGCUGCCUCCCCAGUGAACUCUGCCUAGCUAUGUAGCUGCUACUGCAGUUUGAUUGACAUGCUGCAUUGGUUUACAAAACUACUGAUUUCUGCAACAAAAUGUCAAACUACGUAGCAAUAAAUGCUACGUAGUUUUAAAAAAACUGUAGUUUUUUUUUCUUUCAUGGACCAUCAGAGCAUUUGUAAGCUCAGAGAAUUCUGGCUUAUCUUUUUGUUUUAUUUUUGUUUUUUCCCAAUACAUUGAUCAUGUUUGUUGUUUAAAAUUAAAAACAUUUCCUAUGCAGUUGUACUAAUGUCUCUAAUUAACGUGUCAGAAGAUUUUGUUGUUUCAAAUAAACAAUGUACAUUCAGUUCUA
Poeciliopsis prolifica (blackstripe livebearer) is the source of this 7143-nucleotide messenger RNA. It is a transcript of the gene st6gal1, whose product is annotated as ST6 beta-galactosamide alpha-2,6-sialyltranferase 1. Lineage: Eukaryota; Metazoa; Chordata; Actinopteri; Cyprinodontiformes; Poeciliidae. Gene Ontology annotation, molecular function: sialyltransferase activity. The record is from RefSeq and is a predicted model, not a curated record. The transcript has 9 exons. Bases 767 to 2251 code for a protein of 494 amino acids.